This is a messenger RNA of Caenorhabditis briggsae, 621 nucleotides long. The record is from RefSeq and is a predicted model, not a curated record. NCBI's taxonomy places the organism in Eukaryota, Metazoa, Nematoda, Chromadorea, Rhabditida, Rhabditidae. The transcript has 5 exons. Gene Ontology annotation, molecular function: protein binding. Bases 1 to 621 code for a protein of 206 amino acids.
AUGGAGGCGAUCGCCGAGCACGAUUUUCAAGCUGGUCCGAACAAUGAGCUUUCUUUUCGACGUGGCAAUAUUCUGAAAGUUCUCAACAAAGAUGAAGAUCCGCAUUGGUUCAAAGCUGAACUGGAUGGUCAUGAAGGAUUCAUCCCAUCGAAUUUCAUUCGAAUGAGGGAGUGCCCAUGGUACCUCGGAAAAAUAACCAGAAACGACGCGGAAGUGCUACUGAAACGAAAAAAUGUAAAAGAUGGUAAUUUCUUGGUUCGACAAUGUGAGAGCAGUCCGGGAGAGUUUUCAGUCAGUGUUCGAUUCCAAGACUCCAUCCAACACUUCAAAGUCCUGCGCGAUAAAGGCGGAAAAUACUAUCUGUGGACCGAAAAACACAAUUCAUUGAACGAAACAGCGUCUGUUUCGAGGACCCACACAUUACUAUUAUCGGAUAUGACCAUUGAGGUGAAAUUCGUUCAGGCGCUUUUUGAUUUCAACCCACAAGAAAGUGAAGAGUUGGCUUUCAAGAGAGGAGAUGUUAUUAUUUUAAUCGACAAAACUGAUUCGAACUGGUGGGAAGGACAACUCAACAAUCGACGAGGCAUCUUCCCAUCGAACUAUGUCACCCAUCUACAGUAA